AUGUUGCUUCAGCAAAUUUGUCCAGGAAAAUUUAAUGGUUUUGUUCAAGGUUUGAAUAUUGGUUUAUGGAAUGACACUCGCUACAUUUUAUAUAGUACCUGGGAUAGUCUUGUAAUACAUAAUGGGUUUUUUGAGCAUGUGCAGACUAUAAGCUUAUAUGAGAUUUCUGGGAAUUUACAUAAUCGGAGAGAGAAUCAAAUUGUGUCUGUUGAACUUUCAGAGCACGACGGAAAGAUUGCUGUCACGUAUGAAUAUAGCGUGAUUAUCUUUGAGCCUUAUGCUAUCAAUAAAGGCGCGCAGACGCGAUGGCAACUGCUCACCGUCCUGAAACAUAAUCUUCCUGUACUUUGCACAGCAUGGGACGCGAAUAAUGAAUAUCUAUGGGUGGCUGGCGGAAAUCUAUCAUUAUGGAAAUACAGGACAAACCCCGAUAACAUAGAAAUUGUGGAUUGGUCAAAAAUAUGGGAACAAAAGUGCGUGUCCAAUGCCGCUUAUUCAUUCGCGAAAAUUUCUCCCAGUGUCGCGUCAAAUUUAAUCUUGACAAAGUUGUCACCGGACUGCAGGUUGCUUGCCGUUGCGGGCCAAUAUGAUCGGAACGUAAAGAUUUGGUGGCGCAUUGAUGAUAUUGAUGUUGGUGUCCCGGAGUAUGAUUUUAAUUAUUUAGCGCAUCCACAAACAGUCACGGAUUUUAGAUGGCGAAGAUCAUCUUUAGAUCAAGCAAAUAAUAUUCUUUUGACAAUGUGUCGUGAUGGUAUAUGCCGUAUAUGGGCGGCAACAAAUUCCGAAGAACCUCAGUUUCUAUACAUUUGCACAGUUAUUGAUCCCAGUCAAUUCCUGGUUGCCACUACCGACGAAAAUGGAGACGCGCCCACUAAUGAACCUUCAAAAUUCACACCCAUACAUUAUAUUCAACCAGAUGAAUUUAUAAACGCUGUGAAUUUAGCAUAUUACGCGCUCAAUCUAGAUGUCGAAGCAGAGGAGAAUUAUGCGAGUCGACAAUUAAAACGACUAAAAGAUCUUAUCGUGGAUGAAUCGGAUUUGUUGUAUCAAGUACAGCGGGAUGGAUCCAUGAUUAUUUGGGCAAUACAGCACUUGAAUAGUCGACCUCGUCGUGUUCCCCGAGUUUUCGUGUUGAUGCGCAUGGCGCAGGCUCUUUUGCCAUUAGACGCACCUUAUUUUGAUGGGAUCACUACUGUAUUCCAUGAUCAUCUUGGCUCUAAAGUUAAAUCUUCAAUCAUGCCGGCCGAACUUACCAUCGUGGCUCAGGGUCCUCAUGGUCGAAUUAAUUGUUAUUCUAUCAACUUGACCGACUUCUUUGAUAGUACUCGAUUAACUACGCGAUUGUACUUGAAGAAUUCUUGGACUGGACAUCAUCAUGACAUUAAAUCAAUUAUCAAAGCGCCGGGACUAAAUAAUAUAGUGUCGAUAUCUAAUAAUGGCGAAGUGAUUAUAUGGGCAAUUGAAACUCCACGUGUAUGCUUUGGUUUACGUGUAAAUCAUGGGAUUGUUGAAAAAUCCCCUAUUUGCUUGGAUUCUGUUAUUAAAUUAGUUUGUUUGCUUCCUGGAGGGGAGCUUUUAGCAGCAUAUGACCAACGAGAAAUAGUUCUCUUCUCAACAAAUAAUCCAGAUGAACAUGCUCAUGCAAUUUCCCGUUUUGAGAAUUAUGAUUCAGCAUACGAGCUUUCCUUAUUAUUUUCGUUUCCUCAACAUCAGAAUACUUUUUCAGAAAACAAUGUAUCAUAUGUUGCUGGGGUAAGCAUGAAGCAAAAUACAGUUUUUUGUUGGCAAGUCAUACAUAAUGGUCAAGGUGAGCUUGCAUUAUCUGUAAACAGCAUUAUCAUUUCGAAACCUAUAAGUCGGUCAACAUCUCUUCCAAUCACCUGUGAUAUAUCCAUGGUUGUUUCGGUUGGUCAAUGGGCUGGAGCCUAUUCAAGUUGUCAUACACAUUCAAAAGAUUCGAAUCCACCAGUACUUUUGACUUUUUGCGAUGACGGAUUAUUAACGUACUGGCGUUUUGAGUUUAUGGCAGAUAACGCUGCCAAUAAUGAUACAGAAUCUUCAAAGGAUAUUUGGUCGGUUAGUCUUCAAGUUAGCAUUGAUCAAAAACGGCUUGCACUCAUUAAAUGUGGACCCAAUGAUCGAGUAGCACUCGUAAAUGAGUCUAGAAAUGAAAUGUCUAUUUGGGAAUCGAUUACCCCACGUAUAGCUGCUACCAAAGAAUAUGUUGUAGAAUCUAGCGACCCAAUAGUUGAUGUCGAUUGGCUAUUCACUUCUAAUGCUGAACUUGUUGUAGCUGUUGCCACUGCACAAAAAGUCACGAUCCAUACACAGCUACGAAAAUACGAUGUAUCAGUUCGAUCAUCAGGAAUUUUGAUUUCUCAAAUUGAUAUGCCAUUAAUGCUGCCGGAACCUAUCACGGCUUUAUCGUGGAGUUCAAGUGGUACAUUGGUAAUAUCAACUGGAAAUCAAUUACGUUGUUAUAGAAAAUGGUUGAGUGAAGAUAGUUUUCAACAAGUUUCGCGUAUAACUGGCGUCAACGAUAGAUUCCCGACUUUAUUUCAUAUCGUUGAUCAUUUAAAUGGGCCACUACCACAUCAUCAUCCGACUCUUCUUCUUCAAUAUUUGUUAUGGGGGAAAAUGGACCUCGUUAAGCAAAUUCUGGCAUAUCUUUAUAAUUAUCUUAAAAUCAUGAAAGACGCGGAUCAACAAGUCACGCACAUUCUUCCUGUUCCUUUUGACAAAUUGUUUGAUUACGAGCCCGAGCCAACUCCUCAAAAAGUUCGCUAUAGUCUUCUCUUCGAUUCUGAUAGUGAAGAAGAAGGUUCAUGGGAUGAUAGACUCGAAUUCACAGAUAAAGCGGCAGAAUUUCUUAGUGAGCAGCUUAUGCAUGUCUCUUUACCGGAUCUUUCGAAUAUUGAACAGGCCCAAUUACUUGCUUUGGUUCAUACAAUUGUUCAGGUAGAAAGUCAAAAAAGAAGUUUAGAUGAAAAUGGUGUCAGAUAUGUGAUCUUUAUGCGUCGAUAUCAUUAUUUGCAACAUGCGACAAUGCUAAGUUCGUUACGCGCGCCUGGAUUAAGUUAUCGUGACAUGAUUUGGGCUUUGCACAGUGAAUCUCAGGAUUUGCUGCUCGAGUAUAGCAUAAGUGCUUCCGGCGGCAGCUUUUUAUGGAAAGACGCCAGAGAUCAUGGAAUUUUUUUAUGGCUUAGUAACAUUGACACAGUGCGUCAACAAAUGGAAAUUGUCGCAAGGAACCAAUACAUGGCCAAAGAAGAACGAGAUCCAACUGAUGCUGCGUUAUUCUAUAUGGCACUAAGAAAAAAGAAAUUAUUGUUAGCGCUAUGGAGGACCGCUAAUCAUCUUAAAGAGAAAAACAAGACCAUGCAAUUCCUUGCAAAUGAUUUUGAAGAGCCGCGAUGGAAGACGGCUGCGCUGAAGAAUGCAUAUGUUUUAUUAGGGAAACAGCGUUAUGAAUAUGCCGCCUCGUUCUUUUUACUUGGAGAUCAUUUAAAAGAUGCAGUGAAUGUUUGCUUGAAACAUCUGGAUGACUUCCAAUUAGCAGUUGCUAUAUGCAGAGUAUAUGAAGGUGAUGAUGGCCCUGUUUUGAAGAGUGUCAUACAAGAGCAUAUCAUUCCAUUGGCCAUACGGACAAAAGAUCGUUGGCUUGCACACAUGGCUUUUUGGAUAAUGAACCAGAGGGAUCUAGCAUUACAAGCUACAAUGAUGCCUCUCGAACAACUCUACGAAAAGGAGCUCAAAGAAUCAAAUGUUUCAGAUAGUCUAGAAACUCAAGAUGCAGCAUUAAUCGUUUUAUACAAGCAAUUAAAAGAAAAGUCAAUACAAACCUUAAGAGGCGCUGCCCAAAUAUCCGCAGAAACAGAAUAUUCUUUAGUUCUUCGUACAAUCUUUGCGUAUGAACGUAUGGGAUGUCCUUUAUUGGCCUUACACGUCUUAAAGACGUGGAUAUUCACGUUCGAGCCUGCUUCAAGAACACCUGCAAAAAUAUUUCAUAGUCGCAAAAGGACUACCGUGAUUGAUGUCCCGUUACCGAGUGACGAUGACCCUAUUUCUAAAGGUGUCGUGAGUUUCGAUGAGUGGGGAUGGGAUAUGUCUGUAGCAGCCACUUCGACUACUAAAGAUCAAGCCGAGGAUAUUUUUUCUGAAGACCCGCAGUUAAUUUCAUCAACUACUAAUCAGUCGAAAACAACAGAAGACAUAUUUGCGAGUCAAUCAAAUGGUUUGUUAUGGAAAAGAACUAGUUCUUAUCGAUCAAAUCCUAUGGACAUUUUUGCAGAGGAGAGUUCGAAAAUUAGCUCGACAGAAAAUACGGAAUUAUCAACUAUGACGCUAUUAGAUGAUAAAAAUCUCAGUACCUAUAAAUUCACUUUGGUGAAACGAUUGUCACAGCAAGUUCUAGAUGGUGCUAGCAUUAUUGCCCAAUAUUCGUCAUUGUUUAACAAGAGCUCACUCUAUCGUGAUUAUCUUGAUCGACUGCACCAAGGACUAAAGACUAUUUGCGAUGCCGUAAACAUGCCUAUAAAAGACUUUGAAGAGACCCUCGUUUCAUAUCCUUUAAUCUUUUGA
This is a messenger RNA of Ambispora leptoticha, 4581 nucleotides long. The record is from the annotation of a GenBank genome assembly. Lineage: Eukaryota; Fungi; Glomeromycota; Glomeromycetes; Archaeosporales; Ambisporaceae.